Messenger RNA from Coccomyxa subellipsoidea C-169, 909 nucleotides. RefSeq lists its product as hypothetical. The coding region runs from base 1 to 909 and encodes 302 amino acids. The record is from RefSeq and is a predicted model, not a curated record. NCBI's taxonomy places the organism in Eukaryota, Viridiplantae, Chlorophyta, Trebouxiophyceae, Coccomyxaceae. The transcript has 9 exons.
AUGAAGACUGAGAAGGAGCAGCGCCUUCUCGGUGCCAGCAAGACCUUUGACAGCGGCCUUUCACGCUUCAAUUUGAGCGCUUGGGAUGAUCUUCUGUCGUCCGAUGUCAUCCUUCACAAGGACGGUAUCACUCUGUUCGAUGACCUCCAUGGAAGAAACUCCGUAAGGGGAUAUUUCCAGGCAUACAUUGACAGAUACAGUUAUGAGCACAUUCCCAUCACAGGGGCAGUGGACGAGCACAGCAAUGUUGCCUUCUCGUUCCAUGUUGACAAGGAUGUGACACCCAAGAAGGAAGCUUACCAAGGCCAGCAUGCCGCUGGACAGGCUAAGCCCACCAGCACACUUGGGAUCUUCUUCCUGCGUUUCAACCGCGAGGAGCGAGUGCAGGAGAUCUUUUUCCUGCGCCAGCUCAGCCACGAUGAGGCAGCACGCAAGCUCAAGACCAUCCCCGACUACAGCAAGCUGAGCAUUGACGAUGCGCUCAAAUACCGCGGCUCUGAGGAACAGAGUGAGAAGCGUGCUCAGAAGCAUGACCAUGCAGCAUCACUCUACAACCACAUCUGGGCCACUGGAGAUGUCUCCCUUGCUGAUAAGAUCUUUGCCAAGGAUGUGUCCCUGUACAGCCUAAUCUAUGGUGGUGAGAAGGAGGGCCUGGACACAUUCAAGAGCAUGGUCAGCGGCAUCUUCAAGGAAUAUGAGGUCAAGGACAACCGCUCCACAGUUGCUGUGUCUGCUGGCAAUAAGGCCUUCAUCUUCUGGAGGAUCACAGGCGUGUACCAGGGCGAUUGGACCCAGAACUAUGGCCUGAGCCUGCUUGUCUUUAACAGUGCUGACAAAGUUCAGGAUGUGCUCACGCUAAUGACACCAUUUCCUGGACAGCGGCGCCAGCUGCUCAAGGCAGAGGAGUGA